GCCUGCAAGGAGGCAAGGAGGAAGCACAUUAGAACUCAGCCGAAAAGGAGAAGUUGAGAUUAUAGACAUCCUGCCAAAAUGUUUUCUUCAAAGCCCAGACUUGUCGUACCUUAUGGCCUCAAGACUCUGCUUGAGGGAGUCAGCAGAGCCGUUCUCAAAACCAACCCGCCAAACAUCACCCAGUUUGCAGCAGUUUACUUUAGAGAACUCAUUGUAUUUAGAGAAGGGAAUGCUUCUCUGGAUAUAAAAGAUCUGGUUAAACAAUUUCAUCAGGUUAAAAUUGAGAAGUGGUCUGAAGGAAUGUCACAAGAGAGGAAACCAGAAUGCGCAAAAGAAUCAAGAGGACUAUCUAUAGUUUCCCAAGAACCUUCACGGAUGGAAAAAUCUACGAACACAGAGGAGGACAGUGUAACUGGAUCACUCUUUAGCAACAAAACCACGCAGUUCCCAUCAGUUUAUGCUGAGCCUGAGGAGACAACUAAAGCAGUUCGUGGUCCUUCAAAACCAUCCACCCCCGAGAUUCCUACCCCACCCUCAUCACCAUGUCCAGCAGCUGUCUCACCAGAGUUUGCCUAUGUCCCAGCCGACCCAGCUCAGUUUGCUGCUCAGAUGUUAGGUAAAGUUUCAUCUAUUCAUUCUGAUCAGUCUGACGUUUUAAUGGUGGACGUGGCAACAAGUAUGCCCGUUAUUGCCAACGAGGUGCUGAGUUCAGAGGCUGCUGAAGAUAACGUGGUGGCUGCUUCUGUUGUGUAUUCUGGAGAGGGGGUGGCAGUGCAGGUGGUGAGCCACUCCCCUGUCCAUGUAGAUUCGGGUUCUAAACCUAAAGACAGUAAGGCUGAACUAUCAACGGCUUCCUCACUCCCCUUGCAGGAUGAACAAGAACCUCCUGCUUGUGAUGCAGCUCCUAAGGUCCCUUUGCAGGCUGGUCCUGAGGUUACAUCACCCAUUCACAUAUCAUCCAUCUAUAAUGAUGAGCCUGUGAUUGAAGGAGUUGUUUAUGUGCAGCAACCACCAGAACAAAUAGUUUUCCCUGAUCGCGCUGCUAGUCUUAAAGAGACUGAGCUGUUACCAUCAGGUAGUCCCACUCUUGUAAAGACAGCCUCAGGCAUGUCUGAAAAAUCUGUAGGUUCUGCAAAAUUUGCACAGUUGGAGGAUGCAAAACAUCCCUCAUUACAUAUGGAGGCAGAAGCAACUGUUAUGAUCUCUGAAACCUCUUUGAAAGGUCUGCUUGCGCAAUCCCUGGAUGUAGAGGGCUCUACCAAAGCAGUAGGCUCUGAAAAAUCUCUGCGCCUUGAAGUGGAGAUCAUUGCGCUAGUCCCUGGGCAGGUGGAAAACCCUGAAUCCCAGGAGACGGAGAUCAAAGCUGAGGUCUCUGGGGAAGCCAUACAAGCUGUGCACUCAGGUGCAUCUAUAAGAUCAUCUAGUGGCCCCCCCAAGCCUGUGCCAGAAGGGCUUACUGAACCAGAAAUCGAACCAGAGUGGGAAGCAGCACCUGAACAAGGUUUGAUGGAACCAGCAAUAGCAACAAGCGAAGCAGGACAACCACCACCAUAUUCUAACAUGUGGACCCUUUACUGUCUAACUGAUAUGAAUCAACAAAGUCGCCCAUUACCGCCACCUGCACCUGGGCCUUUCCCCCAAGCAACCCUCUAUUUAUCUAAUCCUAAGGAUCUACAGAAUUCACCGAAAGUCACUUCUCCAACGUAUGUGAUGAUGGACGACAGCAAGAAGACCAGUGCCCCACCUUUUAUUUUAGUAGGCUCAAAUGUUCAGGAAGCACAGGACUGGAAACCUCUUCCUGGACACGCUGUUCCCCAGUCAGACACCUUGAAGAGAUACGCUGCGGUCCAAGUACCCAUUGCUGUUCCUGCAGAUCAGAAAUUCCAGAAACACCUCCCAACCCCCCCGAAUGUCAGUCCGCCUACAAGUGGACAAGAUGGCCCCAGGCCACAAAGCCCAGUUUUUUUCUCUGUUGCUUUCCCAGUAGAAGAUGUAGCCAAAAAAGGUUCAGGAUCUGGUGACAAACGUACUCCCUUUGGAAGUUACGGUAUUGCUGGAGAAAUAACCGUGACUUCUGCCAGUGUUCGCAGAGCAGAAACUUAAAACUGGCAGAUGCUGGAAAUGAGGCUGUCUGAGUCGACUUUUUUAAGAUCGAGUCUGCCACCAAGCAUAAUGGAUCAAUAAACUGCAUGCAAG
This is a messenger RNA of Phyllostomus hastatus (greater spear-nosed bat), 2196 nucleotides long. It is a transcript of the gene CABYR, whose product is annotated as calcium binding tyrosine phosphorylation regulated. Gene Ontology annotation, molecular function: calcium ion binding. NCBI's taxonomy places the organism in Eukaryota, Metazoa, Chordata, Mammalia, Chiroptera, Phyllostomidae. Bases 79 to 2103 code for a protein of 674 amino acids. The transcript is spliced from 6 exons. Gene Ontology annotation, biological process: sperm capacitation. Gene Ontology annotation, cellular component: cytoplasm; sperm fibrous sheath. The record is from RefSeq and is a predicted model, not a curated record.